AUGUGGCUGGAUAAAUUACAACCUGAAGUUGUACGGAUAUUAGCCGCGCUCACCAACGAGGUCGACAUCCAGAAGUUAGCAGUGAUUGCCGAUAAAACAUCAGACACCGGACCAAUUCGGCAAGUUUCCUUUGUAAGCCCAUCAGACGACCUUACUCUAGAUACCAAUCAACAGUUACAAUUUCUGACAUCGGAGCUAAAGAAACUCUCCUUACGGCUUGAUGAACUUCAAAACAAGCCUAAAAGAAGUCGGAGCAAUUCAGUUGCCCGACACAAUAAUCGUAGACCACGAUCAGCGUCGCGACGCCCCCGUCACUCUCAACAUGGUAAUUGCUGGUACCACGAGGUGUUUGGCUCGCGCACUAAGAAGUUCCAGCCGCCAUGUGCCUUCCAAAACACGUUCCCAACAGGGAAACGGCCAGCCUGGCAACCAUUAGAGACGUUGGCUGCCAGGGCUGACAAUAAAAAUCGCCUGUUUUACAUUUGUGACUAA
Acanthosepion pharaonis is the source of this 492-nucleotide messenger RNA. NCBI's taxonomy places the organism in Eukaryota, Metazoa, Mollusca, Cephalopoda, Sepiida, Sepiidae. The record is from the annotation of a GenBank genome assembly.